Messenger RNA from Homalodisca vitripennis (glassy-winged sharpshooter), 1673 nucleotides. RefSeq names its product cathepsin B-like cysteine proteinase 3. The transcript is spliced from 7 exons. The coding region runs from base 747 to 1577 and encodes 276 amino acids. The record is from RefSeq and is a predicted model, not a curated record. Gene Ontology annotation, cellular component: lysosome. Gene Ontology annotation, molecular function: cysteine-type endopeptidase activity. Lineage: Eukaryota; Metazoa; Arthropoda; Insecta; Hemiptera; Cicadellidae.
AUCUGUACUGUGUGCUAAUCCGAUCUUUGAGAAUAUGUUUAGAAAGAGUAGAAGAUUAAAGUCUUUUCCAACUGAAAAAAAGUGUUCUUUGAGAUUUGUCAACCAGACGGGCCGAAAUGUUGAUCUCCUCUGGAUAAACUUUGACGGAAAGCCUGAGAAGUAUCGCACCAUACACCCAGAAGACCAUGUCAGUAUGAUCACGUACAUCUCUCACACUCGGACAUUCGAAAAUACGGAGACGAGAGACAAGCGUGCUGUCAUUAAUCUCCCUUACUACCCAGCAGACUGGGAGAAAUAUGAUUCUGAGAAAAUUGCUAACCUCGAUAUUCAUGAACAAAUAUCACGUGACAGAAUCGUACUGUUGAUACAAACACCUAUGUAUAGUCUGAGUGAUAGUUGUGUGCAAGUGUUCCGUGACAGUAUCAAGUGGAGACACAACUUUGACUUACUUCAUCAAUUAAGAUUUGAGUUACCAAAGAUAUUAUAUGAUGAACUUGAAAUGAUGGUUUUGCGAAAAGAGUUUCAACCUAGGACUCUAUAAGUAUAUCUGAUAAAAUUCCUACAAGCCGAUUUUGUUUAUAUUAUAAGGAAGUUUCAAUUAGUUUUAUUUUUGGUUUAUCCUGCUGUGUGUUCUGUUUACUCUAGUUGUUUCCACCUGGGCAAAACAUGGUUACUUUGAUAAAAUUAUCAAGUUCGUGAACUCAGGAGAUUAUACUUGGAAGGCUGAACACAACAAAGUGACUGCUAUGGGUCAUAAAGCCAAAGUGUUGGCUGGGUCUCACGUGGGCCAAGGGUAUGUCCGUAACCUGCCCACGCGGCCUCGGGUCAGUCAUGCCACCAUUCCCAAGUCCUUUGACGCCCGCUCUGUUUGGUCGUACUGUGACAGCAUAUGGAGCAUAAAAGACCAGGGCAACUGUGGCACGUGCUGGGCUGUGUCCUCAGCUUCUGUCAUGUCGGACCGUGUAUGUAUCGCAUCAGGCGGUCAGACACGUGUCAACAUUUCCGCAGAACAGUUGGCUGCCUGCUGCACCGACUGUGGUGUUGGUUGUAAUGGUGGUUACCCUGACUUGGCUUGGCCUUACUUCCGUUCUCACGGACUCGUCACUGGUGGAGAUUUUGAUUCUAAUGAGGGUUGCCAACCGUACGAAGUGCCUCCAACUGGCAGUUCGGCAGAUCAGUACUUGCGCUGCAGCCCUCAUAAGUGUACCAACACCCACUAUCAGAACAGCUACAAGUCAGAUCUCCAUUAUGGUAAGACUGCCUACUAUGUACCACCUGAUGUCCAGUCCAUUCAAGCUGAGAUCAUGACCAAUGGUCCAGUCGUGGCAGGAUUCACGGUUUACGAUGACUUCUACAGCUACAAGUCAGGAGUGUACAAGCAUGUGACCGGAGCAUUGUCUGGAGGCCAUGCCAUCAGGGUGCUGGGCUGGGGAGUAGAGGACGGUGUUGACUAUUGGCUCAUUGCCAACUCCUGGAACCGCACUUGGGGCGACAACGGCUACGUUAAGUUCAUACGAGGCAUCAACAAUUGCGGAAUUGAAGAGUUUGUCACUGCUGGAUUGGUCGAGCCCAAUUAGCAUUCAAGUUGUAACACCAAGUCAUCUGUUAAUUCUAUAUGUUUUAGAAAACAUACAGUAUAUAGUUUUACAAAAAUAAAAUUUAUAUUACUUUUA